AUGAGCCUUUCCUCAACGUCUGGUCAAGUCGUUUUGAAGGAAGUGUUCGAUGAAGGGAGUAAACCCACAGACGAAGAAAUUUAUGAAUAUGCCAUAAAAAUUGGAAUAGAUGUUGAGACUGAAUCUCAUUUAUUGUAUUUAGCUCAAGAUGGCCUUAUGCAAGCUUUACCAUCAGGAUGGAAACCCUGUUUUGAUAAGGAUAAAAAAGAAAUAUAUUAUUUUAACUUUAAAACAAAAAAAGCACAGUGGGAACAUCCAUUAGAUGAUGUAUAUAGAACAUUAGUUAAAAGAGCGAGAAAUGAAACCGAGCAAAUUGAUGAUGAUUCAAGGACUUCAAUCAAGGAAGACUUGAAAAGUUUCGAAGAAGCAUCCAUUCUUCUGACGACUAAUGACAUGAGUUUGAAACCUAAAAAAUUAGAACCGUUAAGUCCUUUAGGAAAAAGUAUACUUAAAAAAAUUCCUACAACAUUAAGUCCUAUUAAAAAAUCUAUUUCUAAAGAUUUGUUGAAAAAUAAUUGUGUCAAAUCUGAUUUUUCUAACAAUGAUGAAAAAGUUUUAUUUAAAUCUGAAAAUGAAGAUUUGGAAAAACAAAUUAUUUUCAAUGAAAUUGAAGUUCGAAAAAGGCCCAACUCAUCUGAUAUAAGAAAUAGAAGAAAUAUUGGUCCAAUGGAAUUUAUGCAUUUAUCAAAACAAGAAAUAAUUAAUUCUAAUACAAUAGAAAAAUUAAAUUUUUUAACAGAGAAUAAAAAAUUAAUGGAAUCCAAAGGUUAUGUUGAAAGUCCCAAUUCAGAGGUUAAAGGAAGCGAUUUUGGUGUAGCUACCAAAGAUGAAGGUUAUGGUACAGAAUUUAGUGUUUCCUCAUUAGGAGAAAGAGAUGGUGGAGGUAAAAGAGAAUUAACACUAGCUGGUGGAGGAAUGGUAUUUUUGAAAAGUAACAAAAUGAAAUCUAGUCCAUCUUCCGAUAUGGUGACAUCAUCAUUUUCAAAAGAAGAAUUGUCCGAAGGGUUAUUGUCACCUGAUGUGAGAAAACCGAUACAUGAUACAGAUUCUCAUAUAAAAUCUAUAUUAAGAGAUCAAAGCAAUCAAAACAAUAUUGAAAAAAAAUUAAAUUUAGGAGGUGAUAAAAAAAUGUCUAAAGAAGAAAUUGAUGAUGAUCGAAAAAGUGUUCGUUUCAAUUUAGAAAAAGAAUUAAAAGUUUCAUUUGAAAUUCCUACAGCAAACAAAACAAAUGACACACAAUUACCAGCAGCAACAGCGACAACAACAACACACAAAAGUAAUUCAUGCAAAAAUGAUGGGUUGAUCAGUGAGAACAAAUCGGAAAAACAAGGUAACAGGCAAAUAGAAGUUGAUUUUGAUGAUUUAGAUAUAUGUUUAAGUGAAGAAAAGUUACAAAAGUUAAAAGCGAAUGUGCCAAUGGAUUGUUCUGUCAAAAUGACAGAACAAAAGAAAUUUAAACCUAGUCAAAUGUUAGUCAAAGAAUUUAGAGAAAUAUUUGAAAGCAAUAAAAAAAGUGAUAUUAAAUUUAGAGAAAGUAUUAAUGUUGAUAAUUAUAAAAAAUCAUCAUCUAUUGAUAUUAUUAAAUCUAGUCAGAGUAAUAGCAGUAGUAGCAGAAGCAUACCUAGUCAAGAUGGACGUCUUACAAAUAACAAUAAUAAUAGUCAAGAAAAGGAAAUUUUAACAGAUGAUGAAAAUAAAAUAAGUGAGAUUAAAAAUCUUUUCGAUGAAACGAUAAAAAAAACAGGGAAUAAUGUUAAAAAAAGUACAGAAUUAGGUUCUAAGAUAUUCGAUUCCACUCUGGAUGAUUUAGUUGAUUUUACAAUAAAAAAAAAAUUAGAUUUAGAUAUGAAAAAGGAUUUUUCUCCAACCGAUAAUAUUAAAUAUCGCGAUAAAGAUUUUUUACUAGAAGAAAUAUUAAACGGAAAUGACGACGACGACGACGACAGUGAUUCGUCGGAUGAUUUGGUUAACGUUUUUUCACAAAAUAAAGAAUUGGAAUAUUUAGAAAAAUUAGAAUCUCAAUUAGGUUUGGAAAAUCUCACGUUAAAAACUCAAGAAUUAGACGAGAAAAUAAAUAAAUACGAUAAAAUAAAAGAAGAGAAAAUGAUAAAAUUAGAAAAGGAAUACGAGGAUUGGUUGAAGAGCGUGGAAAAAUCAUUCGAUGAUAAAAAAGAUGAAGAAUUGAAAAAUUUGAAAGAAAAAUUUGAAGAAUCGUUAAAGAAAAGGGAAAUCGAAAUGGAAGAAAAACUUCGGGAAAAUCACGAAAGACAAAUAGAAAAUAAAUUAAAAAAUUUAAAAGAGGAAUUAAUAAAAUUGGAAGAAAAGGAAAUGGAAAAAUUAAAAAUUCAAAUGAGGUCCGAACAAAAGGAUCGAUUGAAUAAUUUAAAAAUGGAAAUGAAAAAAUCCGGGGAUGAAGAAUUGGAAAAAUUGAAAAAAACAUUCGAAAUGGAAAUAAAUGAUAGGAAAGCGGAAUUGAUGAAAAAUCAUAAGGAAGACAUGGAAAAAAUCGAAAGAAAUAUGGAAGAUUUAUUAUCCGAACAAAAAUCUCAAAAAUUAAAAGAAUUAGAAUUGGUUCGGGAAAAUGAAGCCGUCAUUGAAAUAAUGAGAUUGGAAAUGAAAGAAAGUUAUCAAAAGCAAAAAAAUAAUUUAAUGAAAGAACACGAAUUGCUGUUGGAAAAUAUGAAACAAGAACACGGUCUCAACGUCGAACAAUUGAAAAUACAAUUUAAAAACGAAGAAGAAUCUUUGAGGAAAAUUCAUUUGAACAGAUUGGACGAGAUUAAAAUGAGAAUCGAAGUCACCGAGGGGAAAACCUUAUUGUCGGAAAAUUUCGAUAUGGUACGACCGGAAAACACGGAAGCAAGAAUUUUUGAAAAAAUACGAUGCGAAAAACGUCUCCUCGAAGACAAAUACAAAACGUUAAAGGAAAAAUAUGCGAGAUUGAAAGGAGAAGCCAAACUCGGUCUGGAUGAUAAAAAAAGGAAGAAAAAAAAAGAAUCUGCGUGUGCGACGACGGGAUCGGAAACGGAAAAAUCAUCGUCGCACAAAACGUCGAAACGAGUCGACGUUGAGGAUCUGAAAGGAGUCAAAAAGGAUAAAAUGGAAAAGGAAACGAAAAUAAAAAAACAAUUCAAUUCGGAGUGUUUGAAAAAUCGAGAGGGAUCAACGGAAGAAGAAGAAGAAGAAGAUGACGAGGAAAAUGUUUUGAAAAAUGUAACGGAAAAUGAUAAAUCAGGAAAUUUCGCGAACAAGAAGGGAAAGAAAAAUUGGAAGGACGACAAGGACGACGGUGAAAAACGAAUGACGUCAUUAUCGUGUGAAAAAUAUAAAGAUGAAUUUUCCGGCGAGGAAAAAAAUAUGGCGGAUGAAAAUCAAACGAUAAAAAAAAAGAAACAAUUAUUUUCAAGAUUAAAAGCUGCGAGCACGUCGAGGAUUAAUUUGAGUAACAAAAGUAGAGGAAAGGAAGUUUUAUCUCCGGUGGAAAAUUUAAGGAGGCAAUUGAAAAAAUUGGAAGAAUUAGAAGAUCAAUUUCCGGUCGCGACGUACACGGAUACCUACAUGAGGUAUCCAUUUACCGACAACGCACAAUUUGGAAGUUCGGAAAUUGAAUUUUUCAAACACAGGAUUCAUCUCGAACGAGAGUCGAUAAAAAGAGCAAAAGAUUCGUUGAAAAGUCAAAAAAAAAGUUUCGAAAAUCGACAGAAAGAAUUAAAGGAAAAACUCGACGACGGCGAACCCGGUACAAAAUCGGUUAUCGAACAAGUUUAUCAGGAAGAAAAAGAUUUGACGGAUAUGGAAGUUUCAGUUUAUAGAACUCGGGCUCUUUUGGGUGAAAAAAUAAUACGUUUGAGACAUUUAGAACAAUCGCUUAAAAGGAUAUCGCAACAGCAGCAGCAACAGCAACAACCGUUAAAAAAAGAUUCGUUGACGGUUAAGGGAAAAGAUUUUUUCGGAAGGUUGACCGUGAGAAAUCCAAACAACAACAACAACCGGGAAGAUGAAAAAACUUUAAGCGAUUUAAGUUCGUAUUCAGGAAGUUCCGGUUUCAGCAGCACCGAUUUUAACGACACACAAAACGUUGUCGGUGGCGGCGGAAUUAAAACAAAGACGGGAACGAAAGAAAAUCAACGACGUAAUUACGAGGAAGACAACAACAUGCAAGAUUCGACGGAAAUAAUACAAAGUUUAGAAAAUUUAAAUACGGAAAUACGGGAAAUAUGGGAAACGAUAAAAAAAAAUCAAACCGGAAAUCAACAAUCAAACGGUUCGUCGCCCGCGGCUGUUCAACAACAGUUUAAAACUCAAAUGAUCACGACGACGACGGGGGGGGGGAGUACGUCGAACGGUUUAACCGCCGCCAUUGUUGAUUCGACGCUAGCAGAAAGAACGAGAAGUUUAAGGGAUUGGUUGAAAUCUGCAGCAGCAGCGAGGAACGUGACGCAAAUCGAAGGAAUCAGUUCUAGUCAAAUUCUUUACCGCGGCGGUGCCAACGGAUGA
This is a messenger RNA of Pediculus humanus corporis (human body louse), 4497 nucleotides long. Its product is annotated as TATA element modulatory factor, putative. The record is from RefSeq and is a predicted model, not a curated record. NCBI's taxonomy places the organism in Eukaryota, Metazoa, Arthropoda, Insecta, Psocodea, Pediculidae. The transcript has 13 exons. Gene Ontology annotation, molecular function: protein binding. The coding region runs from base 1 to 4497 and encodes 1498 amino acids.